AUGUACCCAGUUACUAAACUUACGAUUGACCAAGAAGGCAUCAAGCAGGUGGAACGACUCCGUUGCAGACCUCAGUAUACAGGAGAGCUUUAUAGCGAUUCGACUUUCAUCGUCGAGGAGUGGUCGUCAUUGCACGGCAUCGAAGCACAAUUUCAGGAUGGACGGCUACGUCUACAAACUACGCAAAUCCAGCCCAAAUUCCCUUACAUAUGGAACACUCCAGCUCCACCUCGCUUCUCAUUAUGCAACGCCCAUAUAUUCGAUGUAUUCAACACAUGGCGGCUGCAGGUCGUGAAUACCCGGAAAAUCGUAGGCAUCACCUUCUUUUUUCUUCAAGAUAGGUUUUAUGAUCUUUACAUUCACGACUCGGAUGAAUCAAGUGCAUAUGCGCUGUAUGAGCAACUCUCGCCCGACAUGCAGAGAGGCGCUUUCUGGAUAUACUUGCCAAUCGGAACCACAGACAGGAUGCUUGUUCUUGGAACCCGUUUUAUUUCUCGGAGCGAGUAUAACAUCCUUGUUCGUAUGGAGAAAGCCGGAGAUGUUGUCAUCGGGAGAAACUGCUUCUUUAGUGAAGACGACUACCACUAUGACGGUCUAUUGCCUGAGGACUGGCCGAGUUCUCGCGCGGACCAAUGCCUCGGUGGAGAUGGCCCGGUAACUUUGGUUUAUGGUGAGCGGGAACAAGGCUAUCUUGAUAUCCCAUUGUUUGACGCAUAUUGUGAAUCGGACAGCUGGACUCUUCCAGAGCCAUUUAUGCUUGAGAAGCCUACCCCUGAGCGGUUUGAUCGUUUCGGUUACUAUUCUCGUACGCCGUUGGAUCAGAUUGCAGAAUCCACGGUGUAUUACGUACCAGAAACCGGCCGUUGUAGAGGCAUUCUCCUGCGAUACAAGAAUGGCGGAUGCAGAGCCGUUGGGCAAUGCCGCGUAAACGUGGACUCCUCUGAAACAGUUGCUGAACCAAGCUUGAUUUGCGUUCGAAAAGAAGAUUAUCUAGAUUCACAGGGGUUCAGACUAGAAAAAACACUGGUCAAGUUCACCCAUAACACCUUGGAUGACGAGCUUGAUAAAGGGUGGGCGCAACAUCCACUAGAAGGUUUUAUUGAGUUUUAUUUCCUUUUCGACGAUGUGCUCGUCGAGAUAACGACUGACUUUAACGAGGAUAUUGUUCGCCCAAUAGAGCGUCCGAAGGAGUCUUUGUUUUGGUUGGAUAUGGCAUAUAAACAUGUGAUCGAUCCAUCAGACGAAGACUAA
Trichoderma aggressivum f. europaeum is the source of this 1251-nucleotide messenger RNA. RefSeq lists its product as uncharacterized. Bases 1 to 1251 code for a protein of 416 amino acids. The transcript is spliced from 3 exons. NCBI's taxonomy places the organism in Eukaryota, Fungi, Ascomycota, Sordariomycetes, Hypocreales, Hypocreaceae. The record is from RefSeq and is a predicted model, not a curated record.